ACGCACAUCCAGCCCAAGGCAACAACCGCCUCAUCUCAAUCUCUUUAUUGACACCUCAACUCCCCCCCUUCAGACGGGCACGACCUCGCAAGGCAUUCUCACCACUGUUCACUGCGAUACCUAAACUUGCGAGAAGCCAUGAUGCGCCGAACUAAAAAAGCGAUCUCUCGGAUAUCGAACCCCAAGCCUCUAGGAUCCCCUCCGCCCUUCCUCCCGGCCGAAAUUCUCCUCCAGAUAUUUGAAUACCUGGCGCCCAACAAUACCCUCCCGCAAUCCUCCGUCUACUCCUGCCACGGAGUGACCCUAGAGAAUCCCUCUCCCUCCAACAACUACACAUGCACAACGUGCCAGACCGGCUACCUUCUCUCCGCAAGCCUUGUAUCUCGCCACUGGUGCAAGACUGCCCGCCCACUUUUAUACCGCGUGGUUCGGAUAGGGUACAGCAUGUUUAUACCGGGCGAUGAGGAAAUCUACUUCAAUUGCAUAAACAAAGCGUACCACGGUAGAGACAGAUUCUUCUUCAACGUUUUCGAUCGCGAGCGGCCUGAAUACAGCAGGAUUGGCACAUGCCAUCCCGGGCUUAUAAAAAUACACGAGAAGACAAAAAUAGAAUUACUGAACGCACGGCUAAAGACACUUCAGUUAUUCCGACGAACGGUGACCGAGAGUCCGGAUAUCAGAAAGAUGGUGGCCUGCUGGGAGUUGGGCGCGCUCUUUCCAAUGCCCACGCCAGGUUGGCGCGAACAAGGAGCAAGUUCCAAGAGAGACCAUGAAUAUUGCCACCCAUUGGCAGAUACUCUGGAAAGGGUUGGAGAAAUUGUAGAGGCGACCAUACCUUAUCUCACUUCGUUACGGUGGAUUGACUUCCAUCUAGAUCCAGAUGUGGUGGGAUCGUCCGCGGAAGCCCUAAGCUAUGUUGUCAAGAAGUCUAUUACAAGAAUGACCUGGAAGCCGCGGUUGGAAGGUUGCAAAUGCAAUCACGUACGGCUUCAGCUCCCGAUCGGCAGAACGGAAUACAACGACAUUCCCGCACAGAGUUAUGGGCUAUCAGAAAGGACUCCCAGCCUCGAAAUAUACAGCGACUUUGACCUGCCGCAUUACAGCUCUGCGAUAUUCAAAGCACUCGCAGCAGAGACCUGUGAGGUAGAAAUCAACCGUCCGACACGGCCUUCGCUCAGAAGAGCGUCUCCAUCCCUGGAAGGCAUCGAUUUUCCAAUGACAACAUCUAUGCGCUUUAUUGGCGCAGGGGCGCCCACGAUAUCGCAGGUUAUCCGACGAGAGGGGGGACGAGCUGCGGCAGCGAGAGGGAUAGUGACGGCGAUUACGGUGGGAGAUAAAGAUAUCCGGUUCGCGGAUCUCAGAAGCUUGCUCGCUCAUUCCAAGAAUCUGAAACACCUGCGCUUGGAAAAUGUACGCGUUUCGGCUCCUAGGAGAGAGGAUAUAGAAAACUCCUCGAAAGCGACGGUUUUGAAGUCGGCCACUUUGAAGUCGGUUUUUUGGGAUGUCGUCCCUAGUGACGUGGAGGGUAGACGUACCGAGACUGUUACUUAUUACCUGGUCAAGUCGACCUCCGAAGACCACCUGCCCGUUCUCGAGAGCCUCUCGGGGCCCGCGAAAAGAGCGUAUACGGAGUGGUGGCUGGGCGAGCUCAAACGUGUGCACCCCCAGAAGGAUAUCGAGAUACGAUCCUCGGAGAGCGAGAUGGAGAUGGUGUUGCGGCCUUCCACGAAAGCUGCAGGUGAUGUGAGUUGGCGAGCAAGACGGAGGAGAUUCUCAGUGCACGUGCUGACCCCCUUCUAGCACCUCGUGGCCGCCAGCCGCGCGCCCAGGACCCAAACAAGUGGCCGGGUAUUCGGAGAUUCGGUGUUGGAGUAUAUAAUAUGAAUGGGGAGACUCGGGGAUUUUCUGGGGCGCAACCACGUCCAUUAUCAUGGCGUGUAGUAGUAAUAUUACAGUAUCUAAAAGCAAAGAGUUUUAAUAAAAACUCUACUUUAUGACCA
Messenger RNA from Tuber aestivum (summer truffle), 2000 nucleotides. NCBI's taxonomy places the organism in Eukaryota, Fungi, Ascomycota, Pezizomycetes, Pezizales, Tuberaceae. The record is from the annotation of a GenBank genome assembly.